This is a messenger RNA of Microbotryum saponariae, 315 nucleotides long. NCBI's taxonomy places the organism in Eukaryota, Fungi, Basidiomycota, Microbotryomycetes, Microbotryales, Microbotryaceae. The record is from the annotation of a GenBank genome assembly.
AUGGGCUCGUACAAUCGCCGCGCGCGCAAGUCCCUGCCAGAUCGCAUCCGAACCGCCAAGAAGCACGUCCCAGACGCGUGCCGCAACCGAGUCGACGACGUCCUGCAUCCGCAUGACCCCAAGACCCCCCUUGAACCUCGGUGUGAAGACGACGUCCUUGCCAUAGCACGACCUCCUCUUGCCGCCGCGGACAAAGUCGGCGAGAAUGCGAUCAAGCUCCUUGACGACCUCGAGCGGUGGGAUGUCGGCGGAGAGGAUGUGCAGAAUCUUGGGAAUGGCGUAUCGGUUGACGUAGACAUUUUUUUUUUUUUGUAG